Carassius auratus (goldfish) is the source of this 2936-nucleotide messenger RNA. RefSeq lists its product as uncharacterized. The record is from RefSeq and is a predicted model, not a curated record. Bases 1696 to 2436 code for a protein of 246 amino acids. NCBI's taxonomy places the organism in Eukaryota, Metazoa, Chordata, Actinopteri, Cypriniformes, Cyprinidae. The transcript is spliced from 8 exons.
CAAACGGACACAACACUAGAUCAGAAGCAAACCUGUCUUAACUUCCUCUUGACUGUGGUUCAGGUCCCUGUUAUUUAGAAAGCUGCUCUAAACCCGUGUGAAAGAAACAAGACUGCAUCAUGCUGAAGUGUUUGAACAUCCUGAAGAUCUUCAAGCUCCUUCUUUUUCUGCUCAUAUGGUGUCAAUCAGCAGAGACUUUAACAGAUCAACUAACAGAUUUGGGUCUAAAUGUGUCUAUAAACUGUGAUCUUGAUGAACAGGAGGUUAACUGGUUAUUACUGAAACUACCAGAUCCUCCAGUGAUGAUAUUACUCUCUUCUACAACUUCAGCUAAUUUUUACUACAAUAAAACAUUUAAACACAAAUAUUCAGUGCAGGGUAAACAUCAUCUGUUCAUAAAUAAUGUUACUCUUGAUGAUUUAGGACUUUAUUACUGUGUGACCUCAAGUCCACCUCCAAAAUACAACAACGGCACCAGACUGUACAUCACUGAACUAACUCUAAAUCUAGAGAACAAGAAUCAUACAGUGGUGAAGUAUAUUAAUCAGAAUCAGACACAAUGGCAGAUUAUCCUCAUCUCUGCUGGAAUCAACGCUCUUCUGAUCAUUGUGAUCAUAGGUGAGUCUUUGAUUACACCUGAAUGAAUCCACAUUAGAACAUUAUGGGCUUAAAUUCAGAUCAUACUAUCUGUGUGCACUAUUUUUAACAUGUUUAAUGAACAUUUGAACAUCUAUUACAUAUUGACUACAAUGGUUAUGUUAAUAAAAACAAAUUAUAUGUUUUUGGCUGAAUGUUAAAUCUGAAUUCACUUUUAAGGACUAUUAAAGCUUCUUGUUGACGGAAGGAACAGAGACAACCUGAAACAAUUUCAAGAUACAAAUCUUCACGUUCUGGAUUUUGAACAAUCUCAAGACUCAAGCCAAACACGGAUACGUUACACGAAAAUAUGAAGUAUGUACAGUAUAUAAACAUCUCACUCCAUGUUUAAGUAUAAAGCUUAUGUAUAUGUGCUGAUAAUGCUUUUAUACACCAGUGUAUGUGCUGUUUAGGGGCAUGUCAAUAUAUAUACGAACAUAAUACCUAAUUAUGCAUGAGAGACUGUAUUUGCCCUAAUCACAUAGUUCUAAAGUCAGGAACAAUGAAAUAAUGUGAUUUUCCUGCUUUCUGCAAGACUUGUUCUGUGCUUCUCUCAUCGGUCUAUUUCUAUUUUUGUAUAAAGUUGCAGUCAGUAACCAGAUAAUUAAGCCACAGCACAAAUGAAAUGCUCUUGACCACAAUAAAUCUGUUUGUAUUUCCGCUGUGUUGUGAAUCUUUGUUUGCUGAACGUGGCCAUGUGUUUUGUGUAAAGACUACAUCUAAGGAUCUGGAUUUUGGUUGAGCUACAUAUAUGCCUGUAAGUAGCCUAGUUGACAUGAAACAUGUCUCACACUUUAAUUUUUUUUUUCUUUUUUUCUGAUUCUGGUAUAAAAUAUAUGUCCAAGACAUGACUUGACACCAUAUACUUAUAUGUGAUUAUAAAAGGGAAGUAAACAGAUGUUCAUGAUUGUGAGGGAGGGACUGAGGAAGUGAUUAUUGAAGGAAUGUCUGCUUCAGUAAUCUACAGGACUCGGUUUAGAGAGCAGACUCCAGACGAGGCUCGGUCCCUGUUAUUUAGAAAGCUGCUCUAAACCCGUGUGAAAGAGACAAGACUGCAUCAUGCUGAAGUGUUUGAACAUCCUGAAGAUCUUCAAGCUCCUUCUCUUUCUGCUCAUAUGGUGUCAAUCAGCUGAGACUUUAACAGAUCAACUAACAGAUUUGGGUCUAAAUGUGUCUAUAAACUGUGAUCUUGAUGAACAGGAGGUUAACUGGUUAUUACUGAAACUACCAGAUCCUCCAGUGAUGAUAUUACUCUCUUCUACAACUUCAGCUAAUUUUUACUAUGAUAAAACAAUUAAACACAAAUAUUCAGUGCAGGGCAAACAUCAUCUGUUAAUAAAUAAUGUCACUCUUGAUGAUUUAGGACUUUAUUACUGUGUGAGCACAGAUACACCUCCAAAAUACAACAACGGCACCAGACUGAACAUCACUGAACUAACUCUAAAUCUAGAGAACAAGAAUCAUACAGUUGUGAAGUAUAUUGAUCAGAAUCAGACACAAUGGCAGAUUAUGAUCCUGAUAUCUGUUCUGUUGAAUGGUGUUCUGAUCAUUGUGAUCAUAGCACUAAUAAAGAUGUUUGCUCUUGGAAGCAAGAGAACCAGAGACAACUCGAAACAAUCCCAAGAUGCACACUUACAACAGCCUCAAGCUAUGGAUCUUGAAGAACCACAGAAUUCAAGCCAAGCACAGGACAUUAUGGCAGACUUUUCCACACCAUGUAAAAAGUUUCAGCCCCGCCAAAUAAAUGAGACAUAUGCACUUCUAGAGCUGCCAGAAUCAACACCAGUUAAUAACCUCUGACCCUUUUAUUUUUAUUUCUCAUUAUAUUUGAAAACAAAUUAGAUAUUGCAUAACCAUACAUAUGUAUCUCUUUAAUCAACAUAUUUAGCUCAUUAGAUGUUUUUGACCCAAAGAAUUGUGUGUUUCAUUCAGUAUAGCAUAGAUUUAAAAUGAAUUGUAAGCAAGCUAUGCUUAUCACUAAUCUAAUUUAGAUGUGACAUAGUAAACUGAUAUGACUUUUAUUAUUAUUAAUUGAGCUUGCAAAAUGAUCAAUUACAUUGGCAGAAAUACAGCUCAAUACUGUAAUGUUUUUUGAUUUGUGCUUAAAAAUUUUUUAGAGCUCAACACAAUUGUUGUAGAUUUAAGCUGUAAGCCAAACAACAGAACAAGCUCAAAAUGCAGUUUUGCUUGAUCUGCCUAUUUAUGAUAAUGUUAUGUUGAUGAUGUUAGUUGUCUUGAUGAUGAUUCACUGUUCAAAAGUCUUUGUACAAUGAUUUUCUACAUAGCUGUGCUCCUUUCUU